Auanema sp. JU1783 is the source of this 495-nucleotide messenger RNA. Lineage: Eukaryota; Metazoa; Nematoda; Chromadorea; Rhabditida; Rhabditidae. The record is from the annotation of a GenBank genome assembly.
AUGAUUUCUUCGCCGGAACUUAUUCAACAAGAGUAUGCAACCUUGCUCCGUCUGUCCUGUUCGAAGAUAGUCAACUCUCGACAUCGACGUGGUGGUGUGAAUAUUCACAAGAAUCUUCUUGUUCUUCAAGUUAUCAAACGGGUUCAGGAUGCUAAGUUCAGAUUGGAAGAAAUGGUCCAGGAAGAACUGAAAGCGCGAAAAGCUGACGAAGACGUCAUCUCUCCUCCUCACGAGUUCACUGUUACUGAUUGUGGCGAUUUUUGUGAUGAAUCGAUGGAUGAACCAUUAGAAUUUGGCUCAAUGGCCACUGAAGAUGAAGACAUCGUGCCACAGCCAGUUCCCAAGGAUAUGGAUGAUGCUUUAGCUCGUUUGGGUGAGCGUAAGCGCAAAUUCGAUGACCGAAGUACUCCUCGUCACAAAACUCAACGUGUCGCCGAUCGCGCUGUGCCAGUGCUUCGCCUUCUCAAUACAAGCAAUGUCAAGAAUCUGAAGUAA